This is a messenger RNA of Chenopodium quinoa (quinoa), 1787 nucleotides long. RefSeq names its product probable UDP-3-O-acyl-N-acetylglucosamine deacetylase 2. The transcript has 7 exons. NCBI's taxonomy places the organism in Eukaryota, Viridiplantae, Streptophyta, Magnoliopsida, Caryophyllales, Amaranthaceae. Bases 554 to 1483 code for a protein of 309 amino acids. The record is from RefSeq and is a predicted model, not a curated record. Gene Ontology annotation, biological process: lipid A biosynthetic process.
CUCCUCCCUUUACCAUUGCCGUUGCCGGAGAUCGAAGGUUAGGGUUUGGGUUUGGGAUUUAGUGUUGGGAUUUUAGGGAUUUUGCUGGAUUUUGUGGUGAUCGAAGGGCAAAAGGGAGGGUGGUUGGGGCAGCGCCGGCAUUGAGGGAGGAGAAAGGGGUUUGGGCGCCAGCUGGCGCUCGGUGGGAAGGAGGUUGGGCUGGCAGUGUGUGGCAGGGCGCUAACUGUGGGUGGCUGGGAAGUUUAGUUUUUCUUUAUAUAUUUAUUUAUGUAUUUUUUAAUUUUUUUUAAACCAAUCAUUCGCUGACACGUGUUUUGUAACCUAUAAUAUUAGGGUGGAUGACCGAUUGAAAGUGUUAUGAGCAGACGGAGUAUAAAGUUCGGAUUAACAAAAAAUAAUCUAAAAUUAGGAUAAAUUUGGACGGAUGAGACAAAGUUGAAAUUAAUCAUGCCAAUUUUCCUUUUUUUUUUUUUUUUUUUUUUUUUUUUUUUGAACCUUGAUAGUUGCGUAUAAAUACCUUCAUUCAAAACCAAAAAUUCUCCCUCAAUAACAAAUGUCAUUCAACCCUUUGAAGUCCUCUGCGACUUCAGCAGCAGUUUCAUGGAAAUCAACGGGCAAGCUUCAAAAAACACUAUCUAGAUGCAUAGAAAAGCAUGGCAUUGGCCUACACUCAGGCAGAUCAACCAAGGUCAAGUUAUGGCCGGAGUUAGCCAAAAAAGGGAGGUAUUUCAAAGUGGGUAAUAAUUUAAUUGAAACUUCCAUUGAUUUUGUCAAAGAAUCGCCUCUUUGUACUUCGCUUUGUAAAGAUGGUGUUAAGGUUACUACUGUCGAGCAUCUGCUUUCAGCUUUGGAAGCAAUUGGGGUUGAUAAUUGCUGUAUUGAGCUCACCCCCACUAACCCGGAUGACCCUAUUGUUGAGGUACCCAUCUUGGAUGGUUCGGCAAGGGAGUGGGUGGAAGCAAUCGAACAAACUGGCUUAAAGGAUGCCACAGAUGAAGAGGGCAAUAGUUGUGAUAAGAUGGCACCAUAUGUCAACGUGCCUGUUCAUAUCAGGAGAAAAGACUCAUUCAUUGCAGCUUUUCCAUCCCAGGAGAUUCAUAUUAGUUACGGCAUCAAUUUUCCAGAGGUACCUUCGAUUGGUUGCCAGUGGUUUUUUUCAAAGAUUUUUAGCGGGUCUUUCUAUGCAACAGAGAUAGCUCAUGCCAGAACAUUUUGUGUUCAUGAAGAGGUGGAGAAGAUGCGUGAAAUGGGGCUUAUAAAAGGUGGUUCACUAGAAAAUGCUAUUGUUUGUAGUGCCUUGAAAGGUUGGUUAAAUUCACUACUGCGUUUCCAUGAUGAGCCUUGUCGCCAUAAAGUCUUGGAUCUUAUUGGUGAUCUCUCUAUCUUUGCAAAAUCUGGCAAUCAAGGGCUUCCUGUAGCACAUAUUGUUGCUUAUAAGGCUGGCCAUGCUUUGCAUGCAGAUCUUGUACGCUAUCUAAGCUGACCUCUUUCCAUUGUAGAGGUAAUUGAUUUCUAAACAACACUUGCUCAAUGAUUUGCUGAUGGAUUUGGCUUUCAUCCUGCAACUCCAUUUGAUCAGAAACUGUGAAAUAAAGAGCAUAUUGUUGGUAUAAGCCCCAAGACUUUACCAAUUUAGUUGCCAUCUGCAAUUAAUGGCAUGGUUGAUUUAUUUUUAAUCUUAUAUUAUUGUAGGAUCUCAUCUAAAGCAUGGAUCAAUAAACGUCUUUGAUACUAAUAGAAUGUUUUAUGGAGAUUGUCUGAACGUGGAGUAGCUACUGAUUUGUUAA